This is a messenger RNA of Lynx canadensis (Canada lynx), 2583 nucleotides long. RefSeq names its product reticulon 2 (gene RTN2). The record is from RefSeq and is a predicted model, not a curated record. Lineage: Eukaryota; Metazoa; Chordata; Mammalia; Carnivora; Felidae.
CGGCGGCUGCUGCUGGAGCGGCCCGGGAGGAGGCGGCGGCGAGGAUGGCGGCGGCGUCGUGGGCGCGGCGGAGAUGAGCGCCCGAGGCCCCAGGCCCAGGGCGGCGUGGCCGGAGUGGGCGGGGGUCCCGAUGCAGGCCCGAGGAGGGCCAUGGGGCAGGUCCUGCCGGUCUUCGCCCACUGCAAAGAAGCUCCGUCUACAGCCUCUUCUACCCCUGACUCCACAGAAGGAGCGAACGACGACUCGGAUUUUCGGGAGCUUCACACGGCCCGAGAAUUCUCAGAGGACGACGAGGAAGAGACCACGUCGCAGGACUGGGGCACCCCCAGGGAGCUGACCUUCUCCUACAUCGCCUUCGACGGCGUGGUGGGCUCUGGGGCGCGCCGGGAUUCAGCUGCCCGCCGCCCCCGGCCCCAGGGCCGCUCAGUCUCAGAACCGCGAGACCCACCCCCUCAGCCUGGCCUGGGCGACAGCUUGGAGAGCAUCCCCAGCCUGAGCCAAUCCCCGGAGCCUGGGCGCCGCGGUGACCCCGACACUGCCCCUCCGUUAGAACGCCCCCUGGAGGAUCUAGGGCUCCAGCUCGACCGGCUGGACUGGGCGGCCCGGGGAGCAGGGUCCGGGGAAGAUUCUGCCACCAGUAGCUCCACUCCGCUGGAGGACGAGGAGCCUGACGGAUCGGAGGUUGGAGAGUCUGGGAAAGGACUGGACCUGCAACACGGGGUCCCUCAGUCUCCGCCUCCGGCAGUCUUGACUCCGCAGCCCAGCCCUGGCUCUGGAACUCCCCAGGCGGGUACCCCGUCCCCAUCCCAACCCCGGGAUUCGAACUCUUGGCCUGAUGAGCCCUCACUGGCCCAGAAAGAGGAAGAGCCGUGGGGGCCUCUGGAGCGGGAGCCAAUCACGGGGCAGUGCCUGGAUAGCACGGACCAAUCAGAAUUCACAUUGGAACCACUCCUUCUAGUGGCGGACCUGCUGUACUGGAAGGACACAAGGACGUCAGGCGCGGUCUUCACAGGCCUCAUGGUCUCCCUCCUCUGCCUCCUGCACUUUAGCAUCGUGUCCGUGACCGCCGUGGCCCUGUUGCUGCUCUGUGGCACCAUCUCUCUCAGGGUUUACCGAAAAGUGCUGCAGGCCGUGCACCGGGGCGACGGUGCCAACCCCUUCCAGGCCUAUCUGGAUGUGGACUUGACCCUGACUCGGGAGCAGAUGGAACGUCUGUCCCAGCAGAUUGCCUCCCGAGUGGUCUCUUUGGCCAUCCAGCUGCGGCAUUUCUUCCUGGUAGAGGACAUUGUGGACUCCCUCAAGCUGGCCCUUCUCUUCUACAUCUUGACCUUCGUGGGUGCCGUCUAUGGUUUGACUCUUCUGAUUCUGGGAGUGAUCGGUUUAUUCACUGUCCCCUUCCUGUACCGGCAACACCAGGUGAGCCCGAUGGACCAGUAUGUGUGAUUGGUGACCAAUCAGUUGAGGCCACAUCAAAGCUAAGUAAGGGCACGGAUCCCAGGGUCCGGAGCCCUUGCCAUCGGCAGCAGCCGCAGUCCUGGAUCCAAAGCCAAAGCCGAAUGAAGGGGUGUCUCUGCCCUCGGGACGCCUGCCCCCAUCCCCCGCAGCCCUCUGCCCAACUCCAUCUCCCUUCCAUCCCCACCCUCCCGCCGCCUCCGCCCGAGCCAUUUCCUCCGGCGGGUGUCUGGAUCACUCGCACCAGGGAGUUUGUGCAAAUUGCCUGAGCGGCCAGGACUACAUUUCCCAAGAGGCUCUGCCUAGGAGUCCAGGGAAGGCGAGGCACCUUGGCCGCGGCGCCUGCUGGGAGUUUGUAGUUGCCUAGAUAGGGCGCCCGCCCUGCACUUCCGCGACCCCGCCGCUGGAGGCGCCGUCAGAGAUUGGUGUCUCCUGGACGCACUAGCCCCAAAGCCAUGGCUUUGCAUGGGGCCCAGGGGAGGCCUGAGCUUGGAUUUAACACUGUAAUAAAGACUCCUGUGAAAACCCAAGGCCUCCUGUGCUUCCAGCCUCCUCCAGCUUUCACCUUCCUGCACUGAAAAGCACCUAAGUGAUAUCCAAGGAGGAAUCUUCCCAUCUCUCCAGAAGAAGCUCCCUCAUAAUCUGUUUAUAUUCUGAAAUGAUUGAGGGGAUGAUGCUGAGAGACCCUGGGUCCCAGGGCUAGCCAAGCCUUUGACAGCCACUUUCCCUCGUCUCUGCUCAAGGCAGACAUCACUAGUCUAAUCCCCACCCUCUGCUGCGGGGCAGCCAGUCUCAUCUGAGUCCCAGAACCCGUGCCCAGCUGCCUUCUGGAACAACUCCCUCCACAAACAUAUCCAAACCUUUCCCUUGUCCUACCUGAUGUCCAGCUCAGGGAUGGCCCCUCUGCCACUUUGUCACCAGGCCUAGAGAACCUAGGUAUGGUCCCUGGAUUCCUAGUUCCUGGCCCCCAACAUCUAAUAAGUCAGGAAGCCAUGUCUUGUCACUCUCAAAUGUCUCUCCUCCAACUUCUCUAUCCCACUUGCCUUGGGACCAGGUAAAAGGCCCCAUGGCCUGCCUGGGCCUCGGGUUCCAAAACCGAGGGAGAAGGAGGCAGGAGACUGGACCCUCUAA